UUUAUAGGUUUAUAGGUGUGUACUGUAGGUUCAGUCACAGCUUUUAAGUGAAAACGAAAGCAAUCACUGAACGAUGGCGUCCGCUUCUGAGCCUGAUGAGGAAUAUUUUAAUGAAAGUGAAUCAGAAGCCAGCGGCGAUUCAGACAGUGAGCAGCAGUCUGAUUCAGAGGAUGACUCUCAGCUUUACACAAAGCAACCCUGCAAAUAUUACAACGGUAGAGGCUGUAAGGACGGGGCCAACUGCUCUUACCUGCAUGUCUGCAAGUAUUUCCUAACAGGAAACUGUCGCUACCAGUCAAGCUGUAAGCUAAAUCACAGUGUGGGUGGAAGUAGAUCAAGUGGAGCGAGGAGCAGCGCUGACGACCAGUCGGCAGGAAGCAAUCCCCAGCUUACAGAUGGUCGACCCUACCAGUGGCAGAUAAAUGCUGGAAAGGACUGGAAGGAUGUUGAAAACGAUCACAUAAUUGAGGCCCAAUACUCGCUUCCCCACACUAAAAGCAUCAAAAUAUAUAACACACCAUAUGGGGCAGUUACUAUAGAUUUCAACAGAAUUAGAGUGUAUGGAAAAAACCUGAGAGUAAGGCGACUGGAUGAUGGCAACACUGUGUGGGCCUGGUACUGCGCAUUAAGUGGAAAGUGGAUGAAGUACGGAGAAAAGGACUCGAAAGGCAAUCAAGGUCCAGUUAAGAGUGCCGACAUAGAGAGGAAAUUUCAGAGCAACCCGAAAAGCUCAUUGAGUUUCACUGCUGCUGGAGAAACCUUCGAGAUUAAGUUCCAAGAAAUGAAACAGGUAGGAAAAAAUAAAAAGAGGAAGGUCACACGACGACCCGUGUUCAGACAACAGCAGGCGACGUUAGGAGCUGCUCAGUUAGCCUCACCUCUCCAGAGGCUUUCCUUGGGCUCCAAACCUCAGUGGCAGUUUGAAGGAGACAACGGAGGAUGGCAUGAGUUUAAAAACAGGUCUGGAACUUCGACCGAGUGCUCCUUAACCAGCGAUGAGAUUGAGAGGAAGUACCAGCAGAACCCUACAGACUGCAUCCCCUUCACAGUAAAGAGACACCACUACAAGCUGGACUUAUCAGCGAUGACUCAAAUAAACCAAAAAACCAAGCACACUCGCAAGAUCAGACGAGUGCUGGUGUGAGGACUAAAGAUGGACCCUCAUUUAAGAAGCCAUAAAAUGCAAUUUGGGUCUGCAUGGGUUUUUUUACUGCCAUAUCAUGUCAGCGGUGACUCUACUGCUCAUAAUAGGAAAUUAGAUUAUGUGUUUACAUAAGUUAUGGAAUGAUACAAUGAAAUAUCAGCGAGGUUUAUGUGAAAACAUGAUUGUUACCUGAGAAUAAUGCAUUAAAGUAACCUUUAUAUUUACAGAACAGGUGUUUCAAUUACUGAUCUUUGCUUCACAAAUAGACUUUAUGUUGGAAGGGCCAAAGAAGAAAUAUAUUGGUGCAAUAAUGGGACAUUGAAUGCAAAAAGAAAUAUGUACACAGAGAUUAUCUGCAAUGAAAAUAUGAAUAUUACAGUUAAUAAGUGAUGAUUUAAGGUUAAAAUGCACGAGUUGCUGGAUUUUGCCACAUGCCUUGCAUUCAGUUGUGGAAAGUAACAAAGUACAUUUACUUGAUUGCUGUACUUCAGUACUUUUUUGAGUAUCUUUACUUUAUUUCAGUCAUUUUUGAUCUGCAAGUUACUUGUUACUUUUGGCUUAGCUUAGCUGUGUAAUCCAAAUCAAAAUUUUCUUUUUUUCCUUUUUGAAAUGAAAUGUCAAAAUGGAAGAUAGCAGCCUUUCUGACUAAAUUUGGACACCACUGUUUUAGAUAUUUAGGGCAGAUAUUAUCUGUUGUUCAUACAUUUUAUGAAGGCAUUAGUUGUUGCCAUGUGGCCAAGUUGUUCAGUAGGAUGAGUUCUCAAAUCAGAGCUGCAGUUUCUUUGUGAUAAUAGAUUAAACCUUAAACCUCUAUUCCA
Cyprinodon tularosa is the source of this 1962-nucleotide messenger RNA. RefSeq lists its product as uncharacterized. The record is from RefSeq and is a predicted model, not a curated record. Lineage: Eukaryota; Metazoa; Chordata; Actinopteri; Cyprinodontiformes; Cyprinodontidae. The transcript has 10 exons. Bases 74 to 1144 code for a protein of 356 amino acids. Gene Ontology annotation, molecular function: zinc ion binding.